Messenger RNA from Rotaria sordida, 1302 nucleotides. NCBI's taxonomy places the organism in Eukaryota, Metazoa, Rotifera, Eurotatoria, Philodinida, Philodinidae. The record is from the annotation of a GenBank genome assembly.
AUGGCCACGCUCUCAUCUGAUCAACUCUCGGCAAUUCAUGCUGCAGCCGAAAUGCUUCUUCCCGAUGCAAUUACUUUCUUGACAGAACUCGUUCGCAUAGAUACUAGAAAUCCUCCUGGAUAUAAUUAUCGCCAAAUAAUUGAACUUAUUGGUAAUAAGCUUGAAUCUUUUGGUUAUGAUAUCAAGUAUGUUCUACUUACUCCAGAAGAAGCCGCUACAUUGGCACCUCAUGGAGAAAACCUGGAACGAAUCAAUAUUAUUGCUAGGCUUCCACCGAAUGCAUCUUCUGCGAGUGAAAAAACAAUUCAUUUUAAUGGGCAUGUAGAUGUCGUUCACGAAGGUGAUGUUUCAAGGUGGAAGUUCGAUCCUUUUGGUGGAGAGGUCAAAAAUGGAAAGAUUUAUGGUAGAGGUGUAUCUGAUAUGAAAGGUGGAAUUGCUGCUCAAAUAUAUGCCAUUCAAGCGUUGAAAGUGGCUGGAUUGAAACUGAGAGGAACAAUUGAACAAUCGGCCGUAGUCGAUGAAGAAACCACGGGCAUUCGAAAUGCUGGUAUGGGAUAUCUAGUUGAAAAAGGAUACAUUACAAAGGAAAAAACGACUGCCGUCGUUAUUACAGAACCUUUAAAUUCCUGUAAUGUAUGUUGUGGCCAUCGAGGAACAAUAUGGGGUGACAUUACCUUUUACGGUAAAUCAUCUCAUGGAUCCAUGCCAGCAUUGGGUGUCAAUGCCAUAGAAAACUGUGCAAAAUUUAUUACUGUCGCUACAGAAGAACUAAGCGUUGUCCAUGCAAAAAAGAUCGAUACCAAUGUUAUACCAUUCGAAGCGAGAAAAGCUAGUCUUGCAUUCACAAUCAUACAAGGUGGUACUAAUACAAAUUCUGUACCAGAUGUUUGCAAAGUCUCUUUUGAUAGACGUCUAGUUCCUGGUGAAUGUCUUGAUGAAGCUCGUUCUGAAAUUCACUCCAUUUUGAAACGAUUAGCAUUAGAAAACUCGAAUUUUAUAUACAAAUACGAAGAACGAUAUGCUGCCAAAUCCACAUGGGUAGAUCCCGAACAACCAUUGUCAUGCAUCUUUCGAAAUGCAAUUCGAACAGUUACUGGAAAAGAAGCUACAGUAGUUUGUUCUCCUGGUUCUGAUGAUCAACGAUUCGUGGUGCAUAAUGCUGGAUUGGAAGCUUGCAUUAUUUAUGGUCCAGGAAAUAUUAAGAAUGUUCAUUGUUACGACGAAGAACUAUCUUUAGAAGAUUUGAAGAUUGCAAUUGAAGUCAUGGCCAUUGGCGCCGCGGAAGUUGUCGGAGUAGAAUAA